UCACGAAUAAUAAUGGACAAUGGCAGUCAAGGCACCUACGUGAGCGAAUCUUUGGCGAAUUACCUAAAACUAACAACCGUCGGUUACGACAAAGCCCGCAUAUUUGCAUUCGGUGAAAAUAACCAGCGAAAGCAGUUAACUCCGUUGAGACGCGUAAAUGUCAAAGUGCAAAGUCAAUAUUCGGACCAGAUGAUUGAAAUAUGUGCUUCUGUGGUGCCUAUAAUAUGCGCGGACGUUUUACCCGAGCCGCGCUUCGAGGGUCGCUCGUUUAUGCAUUUGCAAGCAAAAUUAGCAGAAAAUAGAAUAUCUAGCGAAAACAUAAUUGGUGGCAUUAAUCUUCUAAUUGGCCAAGAUAACUAUUGGAAAUUUCACCUGGAUACUAACGAUAAUAUAGGUGAGAAUUUAGUGGCAGUAGAUACUUUCUUUGGAUGGACCAUACAAGGCUGCUGC
Messenger RNA from Rhagoletis pomonella (apple maggot), 450 nucleotides. RefSeq lists its product as uncharacterized. The record is from RefSeq and is a predicted model, not a curated record. NCBI's taxonomy places the organism in Eukaryota, Metazoa, Arthropoda, Insecta, Diptera, Tephritidae.